AUGAAGGUGAAAGUUAAGAGGUCUUACGUAGUAAAACCAUCAGAGCCAACAUGGAGUGGGCUUCUCUCCUUAUCCGAGCUCGAUCAGAUCGGAACUAUGAUGUACGUUAAAAUCCUCUAUUUUUACACUACUCCUUCCACAUUAUCCCCAGACGCCAUUAUCCACUCCUUGCGGCUCUCUCUCAGCCAAGUCCUGGUGCAUUUUUACCCCUUUGCCGGUCGCCUGAGCUGGACUACUGCCGCCUCCGGCGGCGGCACAGCCCUCGCGCUCAACUGCAACGGCAAUGGCGCCGUCCUCGUAGAGGCGGAAUCCGACGCCGUGUUGGCCGAUCUCGGGGACUUCUCGCCCGGCCCCGAGUUUAACCACUUGGUUCCUAGCGUAGACUACAGCGGUGUUGAUCCUAUUCCAGAUAUUCCCUUGUUCGCGGGGCAGCUCACUAAGUUCAGAUGUGGAGGGAUCAGCCUUGGGUUUGCGAUAUCUCACGUUGUGGCUGACGGACAAGGCAUCUCCCAUUUUCUCUUCGAGUGGGCUAAUCUUGCCUCCGGGAAACCAUUGAGCUCCGCCCCUUUUCAUGACCGGAGACUUCUCCGGGCAGGAGAAUCAUCAUCAUCAUCAUCUCCCCAGGGAGGUCGUCGGAUUUUCCAUCAUUCUCCUCCGCUUAUCAUUGGCCAGUCCAGCAACGAAAGCGAGAGGAUGAAGGAAACCAAAGUAUCCACACUGAGAUUAAGUAAACCACAGAUUCAUGCACUCAAAGCUGCCGACAACAAUGGUCGGAGUUGUAACGCCAAACUGCGAGGCUAUACCAGGUACGAGGUGAUAACUGCCCACAUAUGGAGGUGCGCAUGCAAAGCGCGAAGCCAUAAACCCCAGCAGCCGACGAAUUUAAGCUUCUGUGUGGACAUCCGCAGGCGAAUGGAGCCUCCAUUGCCGGAUUCCUAUUUCGGGAAUGCGAUCAUUGAUGUGGUGAUCCAUGGCGUCUCGGGGGAGAUUAUCUCCAGGCCACUACAAGACGUGGCUUCUAAAAUACGUGAUGCAAUCGAUGGUGUAACCUCGGAGUACGUGAAUUGUGCAAUAGAUUUUUAUAGAAAUGAAGGGGAUGUGAUUAAGAGGCAAGAAUUAGGAACCUUCUUUGUUGGGAAUCCAAAUCUGAGCGUUAUAAACUGGGUGGGUCUUCCGAAUCACGGACUGGAUUUGGGGUGGGGGAAAGAGAUUCAUAUGAGCCCUGGUCAUGACUGUGAUGGGGACGUUUUGAUCCUUCCAGAUGGAAUUGGUGGGGAUGGGGAAGGCUCAUUACUGGUUGCGGCAUGUUUUCAAGUCGAUCACAUUCAAGAUUUCAAUAAAUAUUUCUAUGAAGAUAUCAACAAUUUGUAGAGCAGGCUGUAGAAUCGUUAUAACGUACACCAGGGCGCACAAUCAAAACGAUGUCGUUUUUUAUGUUAAGAUUCUAUGUGUAUUAUAUUAAGAGUUUAUGUGUAUUCUGUUAAAAGUUUAUUUGUAUUAUGUUAAGAGUUUAUGUGUAUUAUGUAUUAUGUUAGAUUAUGUGUAUUAUGUUAUGAGUUUAUA
Messenger RNA from Ipomoea nil (Japanese morning glory), 1563 nucleotides. RefSeq names its product spermidine hydroxycinnamoyl transferase-like. The transcript is spliced from 2 exons. Lineage: Eukaryota; Viridiplantae; Streptophyta; Magnoliopsida; Solanales; Convolvulaceae. The record is from RefSeq and is a predicted model, not a curated record. Bases 1 to 1371 code for a protein of 456 amino acids. Gene Ontology annotation, molecular function: acyltransferase activity, transferring groups other than amino-acyl groups.